AUGGUCAGGGAAGGACGUGCUGAGUGGAAAGCUAGCUAUUUUAGCCGUAUUUUGGUAAGUUCUUUUGUUCUGCGUUUAGUUUUAGGUAUUUAAAGGUGGCAGACUUUAUUUAUGCUGCUCUAUUUUGAUUAAGACGUAAAAAAUGGGGUUUUUGUUGUUUUUAGGUACGUAUUAUGUUAAAUAUGUAGUAAAGUAUAAAUUUUGUGUUUUUCAGAGUCUCUUCGAAGAGUACCCAACCUGUUUGCUCGUCGGUGUUGACAAUGUUGGUUCCAAGCAGAUGCAAGAGAUCCGUGCCGCCCUUCGUGGUCACGCCGAGAUUCUUAUGGGAAAGAACACCAUGAUCCGCAAGGCUAUUCGUGGUAACUUGUCUGAGAACCCAAAGCUUGAGAAAUUGUUGCCUUACAUCGUCGGAAACGUUGGCUUCGUCUUCACCAACGAAGAUUUGGGAGAGACCAGAAAGAAGUUGUUGGAGAACAAGCGUGGUGCCCCAGCCAAGGCCGGAGCCAUUGCUCCAUGUGAUGUCAAGCUCCCACCCCAAAACACCGGUAUGGGUCCAGAAAAGACUUCUUUCUUCCAAGCCCUUCAAAUCCCAACCAAGAUCGCUCGUGGUACCAUCGAAAUCUUGAAUGAGGUCCACAUUAUCAAGGAAGGAGACAAGGUCGGAGCCUCUGAAGCCGCUUUGUUGAACAUGUUAAACAUCCAGCCUUUCUCAUACGGUUUGGUUGUUCAACAAGUCUACGACAACGGAGCCAUUUACACCCCAGAAGUCUUGGACCUCACCACUGACGAAAUUCGCAGCCGUUUCUUGGGCGGAGUACGCAACAUCGCUGCUCUCUCCUUGUCUGUUGGAUACCCAACUAAGGCUUCCGUCCCUCACUCGGUUGCCAACGGAUUCAAGAACUUGUUGGCUAUUGCUGCCGCUACCGACGUCACCUUCAAGCAGGCCGAGAAGCUCAAGGAAUAUCUUGCCGAUCCAUCCAAGUUUGCUGCUGCUGCUCCAGCUGCCGCCGCCUCUGCUGCUCCAGCCAAGGCCGAAGCCAAGAAGGAGGAGGUCAAGGAAGAAUCAGAAGACGAAGACAUGGGAUUCGGUCUCUUCGAUUAG
Bursaphelenchus okinawaensis is the source of this 1102-nucleotide messenger RNA. The record is from the annotation of a GenBank genome assembly. Lineage: Eukaryota; Metazoa; Nematoda; Chromadorea; Rhabditida; Aphelenchoididae.